AUGACUGGACUUUUAUCAGUGAAGGAUGAGGCAUUGUUUGAGGUGUUCCCAAGAGCUACAAGGAGAGUAUGCUGCCAGCAUUUGUACUCAAAUUGCAAGGCUGCAGGAUGGAGUGGGACAACAUUUCAUAAGUUGUUUUGGAUUGAUGCAAAUGCCUACAAUGAGUAUGUCUUUGGAAAAGCUAUGUCAAAGAUAAAAGAGUAUGAUGCAGCAGCAUUUGAUUAUCUGACAAAGGUUGAAGAGCAAUGGAGUGUGCACAUGUUUGACAGGACAGUUUGUUGUGAUCAUAACACAACAAACUUCGUAGAGUCAUUCAAUGCCAUAACAAAGGCCAACAGGGACAUGCCUGUGUUGACAUUGCUGGAAGCUGGUGGUGGAGAGUUUGAGGUGAGGGAUGGCUAUGUCAAGUUCCCUGUCACCCUUGGAAAUAUGACUUGUGGGUGUGGGAAAUGGCAAGGAUCAGGGAUCCCAUGCAAGCAUGGUCUCAGGGUCAUUUACAACCAGAGACUUGAUCCUAGGGACUUUGUGUCUCCUUUCUACAAGGGGGCUGCAUAUAAACAGACUUAUGGAGACCACAUCCACCCCAUGGCUGAUCCAACUCACUGGCCUUCACUUGAUGUGCCAGAAAUUGCACCUCCCCAAGGGAAAAGAAAUGCAGGCAGACCACCUAAGCAAAGGAGAAGAGCUGCUCAUGAAGCAAAAAAAGGGAAGAGGCACAAGAACAACAAAUGCAGCCUGUGCAAAGAACUAGGACACAAUGCAGUGACAUGCAAGGCAAGAAAGGCAGCAGCAAAGAAGGCAGAACAUGCAGCUUCCUCUUCACAGCAACCCAACACAAGGGGGAAGAAGAGAAAGGCUGCUACUUAG
Molecule: messenger RNA, 867 nt
Organism: Chenopodium quinoa (quinoa)
Lineage: Eukaryota; Viridiplantae; Streptophyta; Magnoliopsida; Caryophyllales; Amaranthaceae
Exons: 3
Coding region: 1-867 (288 amino acids)
Molecular function (GO): nucleic acid binding; zinc ion binding
Source: RefSeq, a predicted model, not a curated record